Molecule: messenger RNA, 2203 nt
Organism: Linum tenue
Lineage: Eukaryota; Viridiplantae; Streptophyta; Magnoliopsida; Malpighiales; Linaceae
Source: the annotation of a GenBank genome assembly
CGCCACAAAUUUCUCCGCCGUUCCCACUCCCUCUUCUCUCUUAUUAAUCCAAUUAUCCAAUUCGCAUAAUUAAUUUCACACUCUAUCCAAUCAAUUUCCGUUCUUUUCUCCGAUUUUCCUUCGCCAUUAGAUCCGAUCCUAAAUCCUAAUCCUCUCCUCCUCCCUAGCUUCCAGGCUAAUUCGUCUCCUUUAAUACCUUCGCCGAUCGCCGGAUUGGGAGAUCCCCAGUUGAUUCUUUUCACCCGAUUCCUUUUUUCUUUCUUCUGGGUUUCUGAAAGUUUCGUUUUUUUUCCCUUCUUCCGCGGGUUUACGUUUUCAAAAGCUUCGGAUUCGGGCUAAAAUGGAGGUUUCGGUGAUCGGCACUUCUCAGGCAACGUUCUGCAGCGGCGGGGAGUUGGCGCCUUGCAGCAGGGAGCUGAGAUUUUGCGUCCCCAAGAGAAACGGCGACGCUCUCUACUUCCUAGAUCGAAAUUCCCGCCGGAGGUGCAGAAACUCCCGGCUGCAGCUCACCCUCACCGCCGCCGCCCAAUCCGAACCCGUCCGGUCCGAUAGCUUUCCCGUUCAGGAGCCCGCCACAACACCCGAUUCCAUUAAUAAAGUAAAGUUAUUCGUUGGGUUGCCGUUGGAUGUGGUCUCUGAUUGCCACAGUGUAAACCAUGCGAGAGCCAUAACGGCGGGUCUCAAAGCUCUGAAAUUGUUAGGGGUAGAAGGUGUGGAGGUUCCGGUAUGGUGGGGGUUGGUGGAGAAGGAAGAAAUGGGGGAGUAUGAAUGGUCAGGGUACCUUGCCGUUGCAGAAAUGGUACAAACAGUAGGGUUGAAGCUUCAUGUCUCGCUCUGUUUCCAUGGCGAAAGACAGCAUAAGGUCUCGCUUCCUCGAUGGGUUUUGAAGAUUGGCGAAUCGAAUCACAGCAUCUUUUAUACUGAUCGAUCAGGGGAAGCUUAUGAAGACUGCUUGUCGUUGGCUGUGGAUGACCUUCCUGUUCUCGAUGGCAGGACCCCUCUUCAAGUUUACAAGGGUUUCUGUGAGAGCUUCAGGUCCACAUUUGCCCAGUUCUUGGGUUCCACUAUAACGGGAGUAACAAUGGGGCUAGGACCAGAUGGCGAGCUUCAAUAUCCAUCUCACCACCAACCUUCCAACAACAACAUCCCUGGAGUUGGAGAGUUCCAAUGCUACGACGAAAACAUGAAGGACCAGCUAAAGCAACACGCAGCUUCCCUCGACAAUCCCUUGUGGGGGUUGGCAGGCCCACACGAUGCCCCGACUUACAACCAGACCCCGGACUCCAGCCCCUUCUUCAACGAACUCUCCGGAUCAUGGCAAUCCCCUUAUGGCGACUUCUUCCUCUCGUGGUACUCCAACCAGCUGCUCUCCCAUGGUGACAGCCUCCUCUCCAUGGCCUCCGAUGUCUUCACAAACACCGGCGUAACAACUCAUGGCAGAGUCCCUCUGAUGCACUCCUGGUUCAAAACCCGGUCCCGUGCACUCGAGAACACUGCUGGGUUCUACAGCACGGACGGGAAAGAUGCAUACGAAGCAUUUGCCGAGAUGUUUGCUCAGAACUCGUGCGGGAUGAUCAUUCCCGGGAUGGACUUGUCGGACGAUGAGCAGCCCGACCAGUCAAUGUCUAGCCCCGAGAUGCUGCUUAAGCAGAUUCAAGCGGCGUGCAAGAAGCAUGGAGUUGGGGUUUCUGGGAUGAACUCCGGUCUUCGUUUGAAUGGGUUUGACCGGAUUAGCAAGAACGUAGUGGGGGAUGAGAAUAACGUGGUUGAUUUGUUUACUUACCAGCGGAUGGGAGCAGAGUUCUUCUCGCCGGAGCAUUUUCCGUCUUUCACCCAGUUUGCCCGGGGGCUGAAUCAGCCUUUUGCUGGGCUGGAUUCGGAUGAUCUUCCGACGGAAGAAACUCUUCCGGUGGAGGCUUCUGUCCCGUCGAAUGCCGAGAUGCAAACGGCCUAAUGGUGAAGAGACUGACGUGCGCUAAAAUAUGUGUAUAUAUAUAUAUACGUUUCUGUUAGGCUGUAAGUUUGGCCGCUGCACCAUUUUGAUAAUUAUUUGUAACCAAUUGUAACAAAUGCGUGUGUUUGAGAGUCAGGAAAUUGAGCAUCAGCAUACUAACUACUAAGGAGCUAUUGAAUGAACUUUGAAAGCAAAUAUAAAAUAAUUUAAGAUCAACUCAAGAUAUCCCAGGAUCAUAAGUAUUGAUCA